Hypoxylon fragiforme is the source of this 960-nucleotide messenger RNA. RefSeq lists its product as uncharacterized. NCBI's taxonomy places the organism in Eukaryota, Fungi, Ascomycota, Sordariomycetes, Xylariales, Hypoxylaceae. The record is from RefSeq and is a predicted model, not a curated record. The coding region runs from base 1 to 960 and encodes 319 amino acids. The transcript has 2 exons.
AUGAAGGCAUCGACUGUUGUUGCCGUGCUGGCGCCUUCAGCCGCCUCCGCGCAGUGGUGGAGAGGUGCCCCUGGGUGUGCUCAAUCCUGCCUCUCCUCCGCCUGGUCCACCCUCACCUCCUCCCCCACCUCCACCGUAACCAUCACCGCCGCAUCCAGCGACUGGCCCGCCCAAUCCGCCUACUGCGACGCCUCCGGCCCCGGCCCCAGCGUCGGCUCCUGCAUCUCCUCCGCCUGCGCCGCCUCCUCCUCCGCCACCGCCUACGAGUCCUACUCCUCCCUCUCCUCCUCCCUCUGCUCCCGCUACGCGGAGUGCACGUCCGCGGGCAGCACCGGCCUGCGCACCGUCACGCUGAGCGCGGGCCCCGUCACGUGGGCCGCGCCGGGGGGGUGGGGGUCGAGGUUUGGCAGUGGGGCUGGGGGACGAGGCGGCGGGCCGGGAUGGGGGGGCAACGGAGGGGGGGCCAAUGCGUCGGGGGACGCGUACAGCGAGUACUGGAGCGAGUGGGCGUCGGCGUACAGCGGGUCGCAGACGUGGACGGGCGGGGUGGCGACGGUGACGGGCUGCGCGUUCGACGGGUCGCCCUGGUUCGUGGGGCCCGGGUGCGGGUGGAACGGGCUGGGCGGGUUCGACGGCUGGGUCGGGUGGGGCUCGGGGUGGAGCUGGGGGCCGACGACGACGCAGACCGUCACGUUCACGACGACGGACACGGCGGGCGCGACGACGACGGCGACGGGGUUGGCGGCUGUGGCGCUCGCGGUCAGCGGCACGCUGACGACGAGCACGACGCUUGGCGCGCCGACUGCGACGUCUGGGGAUGAGAGUGCGGCGGGGAGGGUUGCGGCGCCCGGUGGUGGGGGUGCUGGGUAUGUUGGUGGAAGGGGUGCGGGAGGGUCGGCGGUCACGGGGUUGAUGGGGUUGGCGCUUGCGAGUGUGCUGGUUAUUGCUGGUAUGCUGUAA